AUGGACUCGAUACCGAUGCUCAGCACUGCUGAGCUCAACGCCAAAGCCCUGGACAAGUUCGUCUACCAACCUGUCGACACAGAUAUGAUCGAGUACUUGGCAGAGGCCGCCGCCAACGUGAUCCAGUGCGAUACGAGCAUGAUGCCGCCGCCGGCGCAAUCCAAGUCGAGGCACGUCUCGCCGCAGCGGGAACCGUCAGCGAGGGCGGUCAAGGGCAGCGACACCCCUCUUCCCACCAUCGAGGAGUUCAUCACACAGCUCGUCAUCUCUUCUAACGUGCAGGUACCAACGCUCAUGUCGUCGCUGGUCUACCUGCGCCGCCUCAAGUCCCGCCUCCAGCCCAUGGCCAAGGGCCUGCGCUGCACCACCCACCGCAUCUUCCUGGCCGCCCUCAUCCUGUCGGCCAAGUACCUCAACGACUGCAGCCCCAAGAACAAGCACUGGGCCAACUACAGCGUCGUGUCGACGCACGCCUACAGCUUCGGCUUCAGCCGCACCGAGGUCAACCUGAUGGAGAAGCAGCUCCUCUUCCUCCUGGACUGGGACCUGCGCAUCACCCAGGAGGACCUCUACCGCGAGCUGGACGACUUCCUCUCCCCGAUCCGCUCCGAGGUCAAGGACCGCCACGUGCGCCGCAUGCGCCAGAAGCAGGAGCGCGAGGCCCGCGAGCGCCAGCUGCAAGAGGAGCGCCUCGCCCGCCAGCGCGAGCGCGAGGAGGAAGCCGCCCUCUGGCGCUCCCUCGCCGUGCCCCAUCCCCAGCAGCAGCAACAACAACAGGCCACCCCACCAAAGGCGGAGGACAUCACCGCCCAAGAAGCCGCCGCCGCCGCGAUCGCCUACGCCACACCCCCCUCCUCCUCGCGGGGCAGCUCGCGCUCCCGCUCCCGCCAGGCCACCGCCUACACCACGCCGUCCCACUCGCGCGGCAGCAGCCGCGACGUCUCGCCGCCGGGCCUCUACUCGAGCGGCUCGUCCUACGCCGGCUCCACCUCGUCGCGCGCCACCACCCCGCUCAGCGAGGCGGACAUCACCUCGGCCCACCAGCCCUACAUCUGCGACUCGCCCAUGGACCUGGGCGCCGUCGAUGAGGAGGUGGAGGUUGAGGUGGUGGAUGUGGAUGGGGAUGUGGAUGCCUAUGGCCGGCCGUGCGUGCCGGAGAAGGAUGCCGUCUAUCUCAGGGCGGCGAAGCCGGCGAAGCAGCAGAUGCUGCCGUAUGAGAUUAGCGCGGAUGAGUUGAGGAGUUUGGAGGAGAGUGGACGGACUGGGACUGGGAGUAGUGGUGGGAAUGGGAUGGCGGGGAAGAGGAUGCGCGGGGUGUUUGGGCGGGUGUUUGGCACUGCGCGCUGA
Messenger RNA from Chaetomium fimeti, 1347 nucleotides. RefSeq lists its product as uncharacterized. The transcript has a single exon. Gene Ontology annotation, biological process: regulation of cyclin-dependent protein serine/threonine kinase activity. The record is from RefSeq and is a predicted model, not a curated record. Gene Ontology annotation, cellular component: cyclin-dependent protein kinase holoenzyme complex; nucleus. NCBI's taxonomy places the organism in Eukaryota, Fungi, Ascomycota, Sordariomycetes, Sordariales, Chaetomiaceae. The coding region runs from base 1 to 1347 and encodes 448 amino acids. Gene Ontology annotation, molecular function: cyclin-dependent protein serine/threonine kinase regulator activity; protein kinase binding.